Paramuricea clavata is the source of this 3197-nucleotide messenger RNA. The record is from the annotation of a GenBank genome assembly. NCBI's taxonomy places the organism in Eukaryota, Metazoa, Cnidaria, Anthozoa, Malacalcyonacea, Plexauridae.
AUGGCAAACAGUGCACUUCUUCUCAUGAUUGUUAUUUUAAAGUUUUCUUCAUUACUGGUUUUGGGAAUACAAGUUCAAAUUUCCAUGUUUGCAAGAAAAGGUACGUAGACAGACAGACAGUAGACUGUAUUUUUGCACCCUGUUACACUGUCUGUUUCUUGAAUAGACAAUUCCCAUUAUAUAGACUAAUUUUAAAACUAGGCAAGAAGGAGAUGCAGCAAAUAAAUCACCACAGCUAGAUUGAGCAUACUAAAAUGAGUAAAAUUACAAAGUUUGGUUGCGAAAUGUUGUAAAAUACGGAAUAGCCUUGCAAAGUUUGCAAAUUUUGUAUACGUUUGUAGGCUUACUGCGCGUGGAAGUUCCUACCACAUUUGGGCAGAAAAUGGUAGCAAUUCCCGCACGCAAUACAAAAGUAUACGUACAAAAUUUGCGAACUUUUCAAGGCUAUAUAGCUAUUUCCCGCAUUUUACAACAUUUCGCAACCAAACUUUGUAAUUUUACUCAUUUUAGUGUGCUCUUUCUAGCUGUGGUGAUUUAUUUGCAUCUCUUUGCCUAGUUUUAAAAUUAGUCUAUAAUGGGAAUAGUCUAUUAAUAAUGAAGAAUAACGGGACAUAUACUCGGAACAUUCAUAUGAGUGUACAUAUACUCGGAACAUUCAUAACUCAUCUACUCGUUCACAUCCAUCAAAAGACGAAAAUCGCACUAGGAAUCCUGAAGUACUAUUUACAGUAAAGCCGGAGUGUUUUAUAGCUGAUAAAGUACGGACUGCCAGUGUUUUAAAUGCUUAAAAAGCGACCCAUCUUAUGAGUUCAUUGGCGAAGUAAUUUUAAAAAUCAACAUUACCUAAGCCAAGAAAAUGAAAGCUGAAGUUUAUGCAAAUCACCAUGAUUUUUUUACACAUUUAAAACCAUUUAAGUGAUUUACUUAGUCUUUUCCUCGUGAAUUAAUGAGUUUCUUAAUGCCACCAUCUUGCAUAUAAUUCUUAAAUCCUGUAGUUUCAGAAAAACGACCAUUACAAUCGCCACAUUUCCACUCGAUGAUUUCCUUCUUCAAUGACCCUUCAACUAUUAUUCAAUCGAGUGUGAUGCCAACACAAUCUUGAUAUUACAACUCAUUUAGCAAAAUAAUAAAUUUAGGGAAAAGCGUUUUCCGCCAUGCAUGGUUAGAAAUCUAUGUAGGUUCAGACCAACCUUUAAAAUGAUCGAUAAAUAUUGAAUCAAUAAUGCAAUCAAUUACCUUUAUAAGGUUACCGCUUGGAAGGCAAAACAUUCCAAUCCAUGUACGUGUCGUCUUUAUCAGAAUGUGGUCAAUGGUGUUUGAAGAAUCAACGAUGUUUGUCGAUGAACUACGGAUCGAUGAGCUCGGAUUCCGAAUUGGCCAUUUGUGAGCUGAAUAAUUCUACGAGAGAAAGAACUAGCUUGAAAUAUGAUACAAGAUUUUCGUACUACGAAUCUCUCGAUUCGGUAGGAGAAUAUCCACAAUAUAUAAUAGAGACCUUACGAUGUUGGACGCCAACGGCCAGAAUACAAUCAUUCAAAUAAACGAUUGUGAAGAAAGUUUGUAGAAUAUCAUUGACAUUGAUCGUAUCAAUUUAAUACUGUUUGCAGUUUGGUUAGCUCGAAAUUGUAUGGUUAGCUUGUUGAGAAAGUUCUACUUUAAAGUACAGAGCUAGUUUGCUGAGUACACUUCUCGCGUUUUGAAAUGCAUGCGUUCUAUCCAAGACGUAAAAGUCUGCAGUUUCCCGUUGUAAACAGACUGUAGACGUCUCAAGCUCCCGUGGGAUAUUAAUUAGUCAUUUUUUUCACGUUGCCGUUCCACAUCGUAAGGUCUCUAAUGGAGCCCUCGAGUACAGGGUGUAUCAAAAGAAUGUACACCCUUUCAAAUUAACCGUAAUCUAUUGUAGUAAUUUGACAGCCGUAUAAUUUCUCGAAUUAAUGAAAGCGUGAAAACACAAGGUCUUUUGCACAUGGGAAUUUAGGAUAAUUUCUAUUUGUACUGAACAAAUACACAACUGAAAGAAAAAUGUUUAAAGUAAGCAUUAUUCAAGUCUGCAUAAGAUAUUAAAUUGGCCAGAGCAACGAAUAUUUAAAAGUUAAUUAUGGUUAAUUUGAAUUUGAAAGGGUGUACAUAUUUUUGAUACACCCUGUAAUGUAUGGUUGGCUAAUUUAACUCAUGAAUUAUUAAUGAGUUUGAGAUCAAAUACCUUUAGUAUUUUUUCCGGGAACACUGAUCUCUCCUGCAGUAACACUGGAUCAAUUUGGAAGGGUGCUUCUUCUGAACGUCUAGUAUGAAGGACAGUUAGGAAUUUGAACCGCUCUUGAGGAAAUUCAGACUAUUUUAAUUUAAAAAAGCAUGUUCAUUAUACAUGCUUUCUCAUCAAAUUUAAUGUUAUUCUAUAUUCUGCUAAUUUUGACUAUUUUGGAUCAGUCAGAAAAUCUAAUAGUGCAACUUUAUGUGACCGUUUCUGUGAAUUUCGUAUUUUAAGAAAGUUUCUAUAAAAAUUAUUUCAACUUUAGAGACCCAAAGAAUCUUCCGAGAAACCAAACACAAUAUCACGGAAUGCAACUAGCUGUUCUUACUACAUGUCCCAUGGUGCACCUGGAGUGUACACGAUAUUCGAGCCUAUGCGAAAUAAAACAUGCAAAGUCUACUGUCACUUUGACCAUGAACGGCAAAAGAGCUGGACAAUGGUGCUGUCGUUCAGGUUAUCAAACAACCAAAAACUAUCAGCGAAGCCUUUUUGGAUGGACACACCGUACAAUAAAGCAUCACCAAACUUUAAACUGUAUCGCAUGCCUUUAGAACUGAUGAAAAAUAUUCGCAAGCUGGCCACAGAAUGGAGAGCUGUGUGUAAUUAUAAUGGUACAAUUUCGGAUCGACUUGACACGGUUAGAGGGGAAUUCAAAACAUUUGAUCCACUUCAGAAUGCCAAAACAGGCUCGUGCAAGAGUGUAAAAUAUAUCAACAUAAGAGGAGCAUCUUGUAAAGACUGUACUGCCAAGUUUUUUCAAACUCCGACGCAGUUUCUUCAUAUUGACAGUACCAAGUCGUCGACGAGAUCGACAACAUGCACUUUCAAAUUCCAACAAGCUGUUGUAUCGAGCGAGGAUAAUUUCGGAUUUUAUAGAAAUAUCAACCCAAACUUCUCCUGCAGCACGCGUAACGACUCCACAACAAGUUGGUGGUUUGGGAAAUGA